This is a messenger RNA of Sphaeroforma arctica JP610, 923 nucleotides long. RefSeq lists its product as hypothetical. The record is from RefSeq and is a predicted model, not a curated record. The coding region runs from base 1 to 894 and encodes 297 amino acids. The transcript has a single exon. Lineage: Eukaryota; Ichthyosporea; Ichthyophonida.
AUGACUUGCGAUGAUAUCACUAUCACGGCAAGUUUCAAGGCCAGUGAUAGGAGUGCCACUGACGUAGAAAUGUACAACCGAUUUGAAAAGGAAGAACCAAUGCCUCGAUUCAAGCAUCGCGGAAGGUACUGCUGGGGUGGUAUGCCUUUGUGGGAGCUUAUAAUUAUAGCACUAUUCAUCGUCAUAUGUGUUGUUGUGGCGAUCAUGGUCCCUGUGCUGUUCAUCACAGUUGGGUCAGCCGUCGCCCAAAGUGGAGUGGAAAAUACUAUCAUAACAAUCGAUAGUCAAUCCAUCGUCUACUGGGGCCAGAACUACCAGGAAUCGUGCUCAGCCUCGGGCGUAUGCCCUAUGAAUGCCACAGAAACGGACAAUUCGCCAACGUGUACUGGAACGGCCCAACUCGUGCCGAACAUGCUUAUUAUGAACCAAACACUCACAUUCAGCAAUGUUCCACUGGAGGGUACACUGCAAGCUGGUCAGUAUCAAUUUUGGUACACCUUAGAAAAUGAGGGAAACAGCACAACACCUCCAACGAAUGAAUCUGCCGUUAUACUAAUCGGCGAUCUCAUGGUACCUCAACUGUCUUUGCAUGGGGUCAAGGACGGCUCGGUGACCAUCGAAGAUAUCCCUAUGACAUUGACGAUUCAAGACCCGUCCUUUUUCAGUACUUUUGCCGCCAUUAAAAUUGCACCUGGGGGAAAGGGGCUCUGGCUGCGACAAUCGGGUAAUUCCAUAAUCGAGGUGGAUAUUGUGGGCACACGAAUGUACUACCAUGUGACAGUGGCCACUUGGAUGUUUGCCACUAACUUACUGCAGUGCGACGGUCCGUUGUCAGCUAUUCCAUCUAUGAGUACGGGUUGCCCAUGUAAGAAUACGUGUAUUUCAUGGCCAUAGUAGACAUGCAUACUUAUUUAAUUUACCAC